Messenger RNA from Syzygium oleosum, 1281 nucleotides. RefSeq names its product peroxidase 24-like. Gene Ontology annotation, biological process: response to oxidative stress; hydrogen peroxide catabolic process. Gene Ontology annotation, cellular component: plasmodesma; plant-type cell wall. The transcript is spliced from 5 exons. The record is from RefSeq and is a predicted model, not a curated record. NCBI's taxonomy places the organism in Eukaryota, Viridiplantae, Streptophyta, Magnoliopsida, Myrtales, Myrtaceae. Gene Ontology annotation, molecular function: peroxidase activity; heme binding. Bases 116 to 1093 code for a protein of 325 amino acids.
AAAAUGGAAACCCUGUUGCUUUGUUUUGCCUUUGGGUCCCCUAUAUAAAGGAUGAAAGUAUGCAUGAACAUGCAUGCCUUACUAAGAGAGAGAGAGAGAGAGAGAGAGAGAGAGGAUGAAUACAAUGAGCUUAGCGUUGGCGAUCACUGUAGUUGUCUUCUUUGGGCACAUAGGAGAUUCAGAAGGAGGGGAUUUAAGGAAGAAUUUCUACAAGAGCGCAUGUCCUCUCGCUGAGGAGAUAGUGCAGAAUAUCACGUGGAAGCAUGUCGCUAGCAACUCGGCUUUGCCCGCCAAGUUCUUGAGGAUGCACUUCCACGAUUGCUUCGUCAGGGGCUGCGACGGCUCGGUUUUGCUGGACUCGACGGCAAACAACAAGGCGGAGAAGGCGGCCGUUCCGAACCAGUCGCUAACGGGGUUCGACGUGAUAGACGAGAUCAAGGAGAAGCUGGAGGAAACAUGCCCAUGCGUCGUCUCCUGUGCCGACAUCGUAGCCUUAGCUGCUAGAGACUCUGUCUCUUUCCAAUUCCAAAAGUCGAUGUGGGAGGUGUUGACAGGAAGAAGAGAUGGGAGAAUCUCCCGCCAAUCAGAAGCACUUUCCAAUAUUCCUUCUCCAUUUUUCAACUUCACAUCUCUCAAGCAAUCUUUUGCCAACAAGAGCCUCACUCUCCAUGACCUUGUUGUCUUAUCAGGUGGGCACACAAUUGGGGUCGGGCACUGCAACUUCUUCAGCAACAGGCUCUACAACUUCACCGGCAAAGGAGACCAAGACCCUUCCCUCAACCCAACCUACGCCUCCCAACUGAAGGCCCAGUGCAAGACGCUCUCCGACACCACCACCACCGUCGCGAUGGACCCCGGGAGCUCCCUCUCCUUCGACAGCCACUACUACACAGCCUUGAACCAAAAACAGGGCCUCUUCCAAUCCGACGCAGCACUCCUGACCGACGAGGAGUCGAGCAAGAUCGUCGACGAGUUGGUAGACCAGGACUCCUUCUUCACCGAGUUCGGCCAGUCGAUGAAGCGGAUGGGCGCGGUUGAGGUGCUCACGGGGAGCGAUGGCGAGAUCCGGAAGAAAUGUAAUGUGAUUAAUUAGAAGUCUCGUGGAAAAAUGUGGGUUUUAAUUUGGUGUGAACUUUUAUAGUUUCUUUUUCGGUUAUGUAUGUGUUUUGAGAGCAAAAGGUUAAUAAGAAGUAGGUGGAGGAUCAUUUGGCUAUGGCAAUAGGUUUUUUGUGCAAGAUUUAUAUUGGGAGAGUGUGAUUUAUGUUAAGAGUUUUUUUUUUA